Messenger RNA from Tachysurus vachellii, 1085 nucleotides. It is a transcript of the gene tnni1d, whose product is annotated as troponin I, skeletal, slow d. Gene Ontology annotation, biological process: muscle contraction. Bases 26 to 628 code for a protein of 200 amino acids. The transcript has 6 exons. Gene Ontology annotation, cellular component: troponin complex. NCBI's taxonomy places the organism in Eukaryota, Metazoa, Chordata, Actinopteri, Siluriformes, Bagridae. The record is from RefSeq and is a predicted model, not a curated record.
UGUUCUUGUUUAAUUUUUCAUUUGCAUGAACGCCCUUUUCCAGGCACGUCCAAAAGGAAACCCGAAGGGUUUUGACAAGCCCAAGUGCAAGAUUUCUGCAUCUCGGAAACUCUCUCUCAAGAUGCUGCUCCUCAACAGAGCCAUAGAAGAGUUGGAGAAAGAGAAGCAAGAUAAGGAUGAAGAAAAAUCACGCUACCUGUCAGAAAAAAUGGUUCCUCUUCAGCUCUCAGGGCUCUCACACGCAGAGUUACAAAAUCUGUGCAAACAACUCUAUGAAAAGGUUGACAUUGUGGAUGAAGAGCGUUAUGACUAUGAAGCUAAAGUGAUGAAGCACAAUAACGACAUUCGUGAACUGAAGCUAAAGGUUCAGGACCUAGGAGGGAAGUUUAAAAAGCCAGCUCUGAGGAAGGUACGUGUUUCUGCUGAUGAGAUGAUGCGAGCUCUACUGGGCUCCAAACACAAGGGUUCCAUGGACCUGCGAGCCAACCUCAAAUCUGUCAAGAAGGAGGAUAUCAAACAAGAAAAGGUUCUGACUUCAGAGGUAGGUGACUGGCGUAAGAAUGUGGAAGCCAUGUCUGGUAUGGAAGGAAGGAAGAAAAUGUUUGAUGCUGCUGGUGGAACCCAAUAAACUGCAUCUGGAUGUAACCAUCUGGAGUCUUGUGAAAAGCAGACUCAAAAUGGAACAAAAGGAAACAGUAACAAAACAAGAAAUGUUGCAGUAUUUUUUUAAUGUGGCCUAAUUAACAAAUUAAGAAAUUGAAUUGGCUUGAAGGUGAUUUCACUUCAUGUCUUUAAUUGCAUUUUUAUUUAAAAAUAAUAUGAAAUGUCCUGUUCAGAGUCAUUAGGGCUAUACAAUCAACCUUAUAUUUGAGUGUAAUUUUAUAUCUUUAUUUCUUUAUCUGUUAAACUAGUCCAGGGAUUACUUUCUUGCAUUUAAAUCCAUCCUUAGUGUAUUAUGACUAAAAUACAUGAUAUAAUAUGUAUAGAUGUAACAGAGGUAAAGACAUGAAAAAUAUGUGUAUGUGCAGUGUGAAAGUCUUAAUUAAAGAUAUGAAGCCUCUAUAGCAUUAAACAUUUAUCUAGCA